Messenger RNA from Nyctereutes procyonoides (raccoon dog), 4258 nucleotides. RefSeq names its product splicing factor 3b subunit 3 (gene SF3B3). Lineage: Eukaryota; Metazoa; Chordata; Mammalia; Carnivora; Canidae. Gene Ontology annotation, cellular component: U2 snRNP; nucleus. Gene Ontology annotation, biological process: mRNA splicing, via spliceosome. Bases 205 to 3858 code for a protein of 1217 amino acids. The transcript is spliced from 26 exons. The record is from RefSeq and is a predicted model, not a curated record. Gene Ontology annotation, molecular function: protein binding; U2 snRNA binding.
GCGCCAGGCGGAAGGUCCCUGCCUUAAGAGCUAAUGGCGAACGCCGGCUGGUUGAAGGUGGCGGUGGCUUAGGCCUUGAAGGAGCUCAGCAUCUGUCGGAUAUCGACGCCAUCCUUCCUGCUGCAGGGUCCUCUUAGCUUAUUUUGACUCAAUAUAACUGAGGCCUGAUUGUGGAGUUGUGAGUACCUUGGUGCUGCUCCCAUCAUGUUUCUAUACAACUUGACCUUGCAGCGAGCCACAGGCAUCAGCUUUGCCAUUCAUGGCAACUUUUCUGGAACCAAACAACAGGAAAUUGUUGUUUCCCGUGGGAAGAUACUGGAGCUGCUUCGCCCUGACCCCAACACUGGCAAAGUACAUACUCUGCUAACUGUGGAAGUAUUUGGUGUUAUCAGAUCACUCAUGGCCUUUAGGCUAACGGGUGGCACCAAAGACUACAUUGUGGUUGGCAGUGACUCAGGUCGGAUAGUUAUCCUGGAAUACCAGCCAUCUAAGAAUAUGUUUGAGAAAAUUCACCAAGAAACCUUUGGCAAGAGCGGAUGCCGCCGCAUUGUUCCUGGACAGUUCUUAGCUGUGGAUCCCAAAGGGCGAGCUGUUAUGAUUAGUGCCAUUGAAAAACAGAAAUUGGUAUAUAUCUUGAACAGAGAUGCUGCAGCCCGGCUUACCAUUUCAUCCCCUCUAGAGGCCCACAAAGCGAACACUUUAGUAUAUCAUGUGGUUGGAGUAGAUGUGGGAUUUGAAAAUCCAAUGUUUGCUUGUCUGGAAAUGGAUUAUGAGGAAGCCGACAAUGAUCCAACAGGGGAAGCAGCAGCUAAUACCCAGCAGACGCUUACCUUCUAUGAGUUAGACCUUGGUUUAAAUCAUGUGGUCCGAAAGUACAGUGAACCUUUGGAGGAACAUGGCAACUUUCUUAUUACAGUUCCUGGAGGGUCAGAUGGUCCAAGUGGAGUGCUAAUCUGCUCUGAAAACUAUAUCACCUACAAGAACUUUGGUGACCAACCGGAUAUCCGCUGUCCAAUUCCCAGGAGACGGAAUGACCUGGAUGACCCUGAAAGAGGAAUGAUUUUUGUUUGCUCUGCCACCCAUAAGACCAAAUCGAUGUUCUUCUUUUUGGCCCAAACUGAGCAGGGAGAUAUCUUCAAGAUCACUUUGGAGACAGAUGAAGAUAUGGUUACUGAGAUCCGGCUCAAGUACUUUGAUACUGUGCCUGUUGCUGCUGCCAUGUGUGUGCUUAAAACAGGCUUCCUUUUUGUAGCAUCAGAAUUUGGAAACCAUUACUUGUAUCAAAUAGCACAUCUUGGAGAUGACGACGAAGAACCUGAAUUUUCGUCUGCCAUGCCUCUGGAAGAAGGAGACACAUUUUUCUUCCAGCCAAGACCACUCAAAAACCUUGUGCUAGUUGAUGAAUUGGACAGCCUCUCUCCCAUUUUAUUUUGCCAGAUAGCUGAUCUGGCCAAUGAAGACACACCACAGCUCUAUGUGGCCUGUGGUAGAGGACCCCGAUCAUCUCUGAGAGUCCUAAGGCAUGGACUUGAGGUAUCAGAAAUGGCUGUGUCUGAGUUACCCGGUAACCCCAAUGCUGUCUGGACAGUGCGUCGGCACAUCGAAGAUGAGUUUGAUGCCUACAUCAUUGUGUCUUUCGUGAAUGCCACACUUGUGUUGUCAAUCGGAGAGACUGUGGAAGAAGUGACUGACUCUGGGUUCUUGGGCACCACCCCAACCUUGUCCUGCUCAUUGCUAGGAGAUGAUGCCUUGGUGCAGGUAUAUCCUGAUGGCAUUCGACAUAUACGAGCAGACAAGCGAGUCAAUGAGUGGAAGACUCCUGGAAAGAAAACGAUCGUAAAAUGUGCAGUGAACCAGCGACAAGUGGUGAUCGCCCUGACAGGAGGAGAGCUGGUCUAUUUUGAGAUGGAUCCUUCAGGACAGCUGAAUGAGUACACAGAGCGGAAGGAGAUGUCAGCAGACGUGGUGUGCAUGAGUCUGGCCAAUGUGCCUCCUGGAGAACAACGGUCUCGCUUCCUGGCUGUGGGGCUGGUGGACAAUACUGUCAGAAUCAUCUCUCUGGACCCCUCAGACUGUUUGCAGCCCCUGAGCAUGCAGGCUCUCCCAGCCCAGCCUGAGUCCUUGUGUAUUGUGGAAAUGGGUGGGACUGAGAAGCAAGAUGAACUGGGUGAGAGGGGCUCUAUUGGCUUCCUAUACCUGAAUAUUGGGUUGCAGAAUGGUGUGCUGCUGAGAACUGUCCUGGACCCUGUCACUGGGGACCUGUCUGACACCCGCACUAGGUACCUGGGGUCUCGUCCUGUGAAACUCUUUCGCGUCCGGAUGCAAGGCCAAGAGGCAGUGUUGGCCAUGUCAAGCCGCUCUUGGUUGAGCUAUUCCUACCAGUCUCGUUUCCAUCUCACCCCCUUGUCUUAUGAGACUCUCGAGUUUGCAUCUGGCUUUGCUUCUGAACAGUGUCCUGAGGGGAUUGUGGCUAUCUCCACCAAUACCCUGAGGAUUUUAGCGUUGGAGAAGCUAGGUGCUGUCUUCAAUCAAGUAGCCUUUCCACUGCAGUACACACCCAGGAAAUUUGUCAUUCACCCUGAGAGCAACAACCUUAUCAUAAUUGAGACAGACCACAAUGCCUAUACUGAAGCGACAAAGGCUCAGAGGAAGCAGCAGAUGGCAGAGGAAAUGGUAGAAGCAGCAGGAGAAGAUGAGCGGGAGCUUGCUGCUGAAAUGGCAGCAGCAUUCCUCAAUGAAAACCUCCCUGAGUCCAUUUUUGGAGCUCCUAAGGCUGGCAAUGGGCAGUGGGCUUCUGUGAUCCGAGUGAUGAAUCCUAUUCAAGGGAACACGCUGGACCUUGUCCAGCUAGAACAGAAUGAGGCUGCUUUUAGUGUGGCUGUGUGUAGGUUCUCUAACACUGGUGAUGAUUGGUAUGUCUUGGUGGGCGUGGCCAAAGACCUGAUCCUCAACCCCAGGUCUGUGGCAGGAGGCUUUGUCUAUACCUACAAGCUCGUGAACAAUGGGGAAAAACUGGAGUUUUUGCACAAGACUCCAGUGGAAGAGGUCCCUGCUGCCAUUGCCCCAUUCCAAGGGAGAGUAUUGAUUGGUGUGGGGAAGCUUCUGCGAGUUUAUGACCUAGGGAAGAAGAAAUUACUCCGAAAAUGUGAGAACAAGCAUAUUGCCAAUUACAUCUCUGGGAUCCAGACUAUUGGGCACAGGGUAAUUGUGUCUGAUGUCCAAGAAAGUUUCAUCUGGGUUCGAUAUAAGCGUAAUGAGAACCAGCUCAUCAUUUUUGCCGAUGAUACUUACCCACGAUGGGUCACUACAGCUAGUCUCCUGGACUAUGACACUGUGGCUGGGGCAGACAAGUUUGGCAACAUUUGUGUGGUGAGGCUCCCACCUAACACCAAUGACGAAGUGGAUGAGGAUCCCACAGGAAACAAAGCUCUGUGGGACCGGGGCUUACUCAAUGGGGCCUCUCAGAAGGCAGAGGUGAUCAUGAACUACCAUGUGGGUGAGACAGUGCUAUCAUUACAGAAGACCACACUGAUCCCCGGAGGCUCUGAAUCACUUGUCUAUACCACCUUGUCAGGAGGAAUUGGCAUCCUUGUCCCGUUCACAUCCCAUGAGGACCAUGACUUCUUCCAGCAUGUGGAAAUGCACCUACGGUCUGAGCAUCCCCCUCUCUGUGGGCGAGACCACCUCAGCUUUCGUUCCUAUUACUUCCCUGUUAAGAAUGUGAUAGAUGGAGACCUCUGUGAGCAGUUCAACUCCAUGGAGCCCAACAAACAGAAGAACGUCUCUGAAGAACUGGACCGAACUCCACCUGAAGUGUCCAAGAAGCUUGAGGACAUCCGGACCCGCUAUGCCUUCUGAGCCCUUCCUUUUCCUGUGGGGCUUGUGUCAGAGACUUUGUUUUGUUUCCCUCACCAUCUGGCUCUGAACCAAUGGCAGAGGAAGGGUGGCUGGAUAAUUAAGACUUUGUAAUAUUAACGCUAGUUAGUCUUUCCUGUCCACUCUUUCCCUGGAGUGACUGGUUCCCCCUAAAACUGGCACUGAAAUUUGCGCUGCUUCUUUCUGCCUAGUGCAUAGUACAUUGCUCCCAGGUUUUGGUGUGUAAUAAGAUGUUCCCUCAGCCCCAAAGCCUUCCCUGCAUUGAUAUUUCUGGCUCUCUUGUCUACUUUUGUAUACACCCUUAGUUUUUAACUGGCUUUCCUGUAAAUAUAGUUUUGUACAAUGUUAUCUUUGUGGGAGGGAGGGUGGGAGGGAGUUAAGC